This is a messenger RNA of Myxocyprinus asiaticus (Chinese sucker), 2774 nucleotides long. RefSeq names its product pro-neuregulin-4, membrane-bound isoform-like. Lineage: Eukaryota; Metazoa; Chordata; Actinopteri; Cypriniformes; Catostomidae. The record is from RefSeq and is a predicted model, not a curated record. Bases 263 to 589 code for a protein of 108 amino acids. Gene Ontology annotation, biological process: epidermal growth factor receptor signaling pathway; positive regulation of mitotic nuclear division; positive regulation of cell population proliferation. The transcript has 6 exons.
GGAAGACAAGGUGACUCACUUGUGCUGGAUUUCACCUGGAAGACUGGCACGAUGUUCAGUGGGGGGCUGUGUGUGUGCAAUGCCAUCUCUUGCAGAGUGCCCUGUUCUUCUAUUCUAAUCUUUUCUAAAGUAGUUCUGAAAAAGUAAUGUUUGGGAGUCUAAAAUGUAUUUUUCCUAUUGACACUAAAGCUGAAGGUGAUCAAAAGUGACUGCUCUCAGUCAUAAUCCCAAGAAGAGAAGUUUUCUCGAAAAAGAGAAUCCCAUGAUGGCAGAACAUGGUGACCCUUGCACUGGGUCAGAAGCCAGCUACUGUAUGAAUGGAGGAACGUGCUUUAAAAUUCCCUCCGUGUCUACACCCACCUGUGUAUGCGGUGUGAACUUCAAUGGCAGCAGAUGUGAGCAGUUUCAGCUGCUCAGUUUCUCGCACAGCACUGAGGAGAAGGGUAUGAUCGCCGGUGUGGUCAUCAUCCUCCUCCUUAUUAUAGCGGUGCUUGGUGUGGUAAUCUAUUACAGCUGCAAAAUGAAGAGAGCUGCCCGAAGUCAACCAAAACCUGCAGAAGAGUACUGGAGAGUCAGUUCAAAUGUAUGAUAUUUAAUGAGGCUGUGUGGAUUUGACUUUUGAGACUCACUGGAAUAUGCUGCAUGUGGACUCGACAUUAGUUGUUAAAAGAGACUUGAUGUUAAGUACAACGCUGCUAUGAUUGAGAAACACAUACAAGUGGACGUUAACUUGUGAAGGUUUUGGACUGUGAAAAUGUAUAUUAAAACACAAUUCUUUGGUUUAGAUGAUCCGAUUGCCAGCUACCAACAAACAAUCUUUCUUAAUGUUUAGAAACUCUGUAAAUAGUUAUAUUAAUUAAAACAUAUUAAUUUGCUUAUGUAACAAAAGGAUGCAGAUUCCACAGAAAUGAACAUUAGACCAGACGUCAACUAUUUAACAACAACAGCAAAAACAUUUCAAAAGCAGCAUCCUCACAUAGAUAAUAAUUUUCAUUAAGUCUAUUUUUAAGGGGGGGGGGAAAUUAUUUUGUCAAGAUAUUGUCUUUUCUUGAUAUUCAGAAGCAAACAAGCAUGUGGAUAAAGGCGCACUGAGUAACUUUUGUCUUUGUGUAAUCUUGGACAUACACUGACACCUAGUGGCUUGGAAGCAGCAUCAUUUAAAAUCAAUAGUUUUCAGUUUCAGAUGCCAUUGUAGAAAUUAAGUAUUCACAGUCAGCCAUGAUUAAUUGAAUUAAUGAGUGAAAGUGUCAAAUAACAGGACGGUUACUGAGAUUAAGCGAGUAGUAUUCGGCUGGUCAUGUGAUUCUAAAAUGGCAGCCCCCAUGUGGAGACCCUCUCCAUGUGGAAUAAAACUUUUAUAAGGUUACUGAUAUGACUGGAGUCUUCAUUUUAAUGAGAGUAGUCAUUAUUUCCUACAUAUAUUGCAAAAUUACAAUUCAUGUCUUAAGGAGUUAAACUUUUUUUAAUGAGGAAAAAAUUACUGAGUGCACCUUUAAAUAAAUUAAUUAAUAAAUGUGUCAACACCUGCCAUCCUGUCUAUACAUUUUUGUGUUGGCUAAAACUUUGAUUGGCCUAUAUGGGAUGCAAUAUUCUGUUUUAUUCAUUUGUAUUUUUCCUAUGUAUCACACUGGAAUCAUUUUAGACUUCACAGCUGUAUGGACAUCCAGCAAGUAACAUGUAAAAACUGUAGCCUAAGAAGGCAUAAUAAUCAAUGGGCCGAAAAAAGUUAAAAACAAUAAGUCAAAAAGGCUCAAUCUUUAAUCCACACCACUGGACUCCUUAGGUUCUGCAACUAGAAAUAAAAUGGAAACGUAUUCACUUAUAUUAAUUCCCAAUAUCUAAAACUGGCAACACACAGCAUGUUAACUAACAAAUGUUAACGUCAUAGACAGGUUAAAUUAGUCACACACGGUUAAUUAAACAGAUACUCGUUCUACUAAUGUAACCACAAAUCUGACACAAUAUAGUGACGCUAACUUAAAUGGAAUACAAUAAACACUGGAUGAUUAAAAUACUUGAAAUGUGGGCCUGGGUAGCUCCGCGAGUAAAGACACUGACUACCACCCUGGAGUCGCGAGUUCAAAUCCAGGGCAUGCUGAGUGAAUCCAGCCAGGUCUCCUAAGCAACCAAAUUGGCCCGGUUGCUAGGGAGGGUAGAGUCACAUGGGGUAACCUCCUCGUGGUUGCUAUAAUGUGGUUCUAGCGCUCAGUGGGGCACGUGGUGAGUUGUGCGUAGAUGCCGCAGAGAGUAGCGUGAAGCCUCUACACGCGUUAGGUCUUCGCGGUAAUGCGCUCAACAAGCCUCGUGAUAAAAUGCGUAGAUUGACGGUCUCAGAUGCGACUGAGGCAACUGAGAUUCAUCCUCUGCCACCCGGAUUGAGGCGAGUCACUACACCACCAUGAGGAUUUAAAGCACAUUGGGAAUUGGGCAUUCCAAAUUGGGGAGAAAAGGGGAGAAAAUAAAAAUUAAAUUAAAUAAAAAAUACAGUUCAAAGGCAGUUCGCUGUCAUGAGUGAUGUGUCAAAGAAAAGUUGAACUUUGAAGUAAAACACAGUAAAUUAAUACAUGUUAAUAUGUCAGGUAAAUUAAACUAUGUCUGUUGUAUAAACUGUGCUAUAUAAAUAAACUUCGACUUUAUUGAUUCUAUGUAAAAUAACCUGAAUAUAAUAAUGUGCAACAAUGUGCAUAUGACAAAAAAUAAUAAUUACGGAAUAGUUACCCAUUACUUCUUGUUGUAUUUACGCAUACCACUGAAAUAACUAUACAACUUAUUAA